AUGCCAUCCCAAAUCGAGCACCAACUCCAACAGCAACUAGAAUCCCGCAAAGACCGCUCCCUCCUCAGGCGCCUCGUCGUCAUCCCCGCAACAUCCGCCGACUUUUCCUCUAACGACUUUCUCGGCCUCGCCCGGAAUCCCCAACUCGGCGCCCGAUUCCUCAAAGAACUCCAAUCCUUCCCUACCCACACCCCUCCUCUCGGAUCCACAGGGAGCCGGCUCCUCGACGGCAACUCGCGUUAUGCCGAAGAACUCGAGGACCUGAUUGCUGGAUUCCAUAAUGCAGAGGCAGCAUUAAUCUUCAACUCGGGGUUUGAUGCCAAUGUCGGGUUCUUUAGUAGUGUUCCUCAAUCGGGGGAUGUGAUCUUGUAUGAUGAAUAUAUUCAUGCUAGUGUGCACGAUGGAAUGAAGGUUACUCGGGCGGGCGUUAAGAAGGCCUUCUUGCAUAACAGCCUUGAGCAUCUGGAGGAGUUGCUCCAGACUGUCCGGCGCGAGGAUCAGCAACAAGCAGGAACAGGAUUGUCAGGAAACAACAAGUACAAACAGAGGAACAUAUUUGUGGCAGUCGAGAGUGUGUACUCCAUGGAUGGCGAUAUUGCACCCUUGAGGGAGAUUGUGGAUCUUCUCGAGCAGUUUGGUGCAUAUCUCAUCGUCGACGAGGCCCAUGCGACAGGCGUCUUUGGAGAACAGGGACGCGGACUGGUCAACGAGCUCGGACUGGAGGGCAGAGUCUUUGCCCGUCUUCACACCUUCAGCAAAGCACUCGCCAGCAACGGAGCGGCAAUGGUGGGUCCAAAGGUGCUCAAGGAGUACCUGAUCAACUAUGCCCGCCCCCUGAUCUACUCGACCUUCACCUCCUUCAGCAACCUCGCCAGCGUCAAAUCCGCCUACCAGAUGCUCAUCGCUGGUGAAACCAUCGAGCUCGUCCAAAAAGUCCGCUCCCUAAUCUCCCACUUCCGCACAACCAUCAACAUCCCCCCACACAUCCACCUCCUCCCCUCCGAAUCCCCAAUCCAGGGCUUAGUUAUGGAGGGAAACGCCCGUGUCAACGCCCUCUCCCAACAACUAAUCCAAGCCGGUCUUAACGUCAAACCCAUCCGCUUCCCGACCGUUCCCAAGGGUAAAGAACGGGUCCGAAUCUGUUUGCAUAGUCAUAAUACAAUUGAACAGGUCGACAUGUUGAUCAGGAUUGUGGAGGAAUGGGUGAAGAAAGAGGAGAGGGAUGUUGGGGCUAUUGUGCCCUUGCCUGCUACCUUGGAUACCACCGCCACUACGGAGGCACAGGCAGCAGCAGCGGGACCAACAGCUUCGCUUUCAGUAUCGACACUGUCGGGGUCCACAAAAAAAACUUCCAUCCUCUCAAAGCUAUAA
This is a messenger RNA of Linnemannia hyalina, 1371 nucleotides long. NCBI's taxonomy places the organism in Eukaryota, Fungi, Mortierellomycota, Mortierellomycetes, Mortierellales, Mortierellaceae. The record is from the annotation of a GenBank genome assembly.